AUGGGGGAGACCUCUGAUGGCUUAGUGGACGUUAUCGACUUAACAAGAGACACCAGACCAAGGACAAAGGAUCAUAAUGGGCCCUGUGUGAUCGACCUGACAAGAAAUGAGGAAGAAAGCAGGCAAAUUGUUACUUUUGAUUUGACUCUAGAAUCUGUUGCUCCUUCCCAGGAGUCAACCAGCCUUCAGACAUGUGCCACCUUCUCUAGCAAAGAGGUGACAGAAGGGCGGGCAGAUUGGGGUUCUUGGCCUGUUGGACAGAGACUUGUUAAUAACGAUCCCGUGGAUGUGGACCUUUUGGAAGAGGCCAGAGUGGGAGGUUCCCAGCCUCCCACAUCCAUCAGUCGGGCCUCUGUUUAUCCAGCAGAGCCUAAUUGUAGUUCAACAUCAUUCAUAGGUGACCUGAACUUCUUGGCAAACCUACAGCUGACUUCAAACGCUCCCUCUUUCUCUUCAACAAGCAAUAAUAGUAGCAGCAUAAGUCAAAGGGCACCCUUGCCAUGCCCACAGCAAGGUGUGCCUUGCCCUUCACAAGCCUUGCCAUGCCCACUGCAAGCCUCACCAUGUCCUCCACGAGCUGCCUCUUGUCCACCACGAGCCUUGUCAUGCCCUCCACAAACUGUGCAGUGCCGACCACAGGCUUUGCCUCACUCACUUCAAGAAGUGCCAUCUCUUCCUCAAGAUGUGCCUGGUCCUCAGAAUGGGCCAUGCCCUCAGCAGGAUAUGCCGGGAUCACCUCAAAAUUCAUUAUGGCCUCCUCAACUCUCACCGAGCCCACCUCAAGACUCACUCUGCCCACCUCAAGACUCUUUGUGGCCUCCUCAGCUCUCACCAAAUACACCUCAAAACUCCCUCUGCCCACCUCAUGAUGACUCUCUAGGCUUGCAUCAAGAUGAGAUGUUCCGCGUCCCUCUGGAGAUGCUCUGCAUCCCUCUGGAGAUGUGCUACGUCACACUGGAACUGCUCUGCGUCCCUCAGGAGAUGCCCUGCAUCCCUCUGGAGAUGUGCGGUAUCCCUCUGGAGAUACUCUACAUCCCCCAGGAGAUGCUCUACAUCCCCCAGGAGAUGCCCUGCGUCCCCCAGGAGAUGCCCUGCGUCCCCCAGGAGAUGCCCUGCGUCCCUCUGGAGAUGCCCUGCGUCCCCCAGGAGAUGCUCAGCAUCCCUCUGGAGAUAUCCUGCGUCCCUCUGGAGAUUCCCUGCGUCCCUCAGGAGAUGCCCUGCGUCCCUCUGGAUAUGCCCUGCGUCCCUCUGGAGAUGCUCAACGUCCCUCAGAAGAUGCUCUGCGUCCCCCAGGCGAUGUUCUGCGUCCCCCAAGAGAUGCUCUGUAUCCCUCAGAAAAUGCUCUGCGUUCCCCAGGAGAUGCUCUGCGUCCCUCAGAAAAUGCUAUGCUUGCCUAAUUUACCACCAGAUAAACCUAACUUGUCGCAGAUUGAAGUCCAGAACCGUAACAUGAUGGAUAUCUCAGUUCCGUCCUCUCAGAGCUUUUCUCCCAGGCCACAGUCUCCACAAGAUGAACCUUACCUAGAGAAAUUUCCUUGGCUUUCAGCCCUUAAAAAUUCAUCCCAAAAAGAGAUGUCGGUGUUAGAGCGUCCUGGCUCUAAGUCAGUCCGCGUAGAAGGGCCGGCCAACAGGCCAUGUCUGCAUAGACUGAAGUACUUCUUACGUCCUCCAGUGCACCACCUCUUCUUCCAGACAUUAAUACCAGAUAAAGACUCAAGAGAGAACAAAAGUCAGAAAGUAGAACCCAUCUCACACCGAAGACUAAGAAUGGUGACAAAUACGAUUGAAGAAAAUUUUCCUCUGGGGACUGUGCAGUUUCUCAUGGACUUUGUGUCACCUCAACAUUAUCCACCCAGAGAAAUUGUGGCGCACAUCAUCCAGAAAAUCCUGCUGAGCGGCUCCGAGACCUUGGAUGUCCUAAAGGAUGCUUACAUGCUCCUCAUGAAAAUUCAACAGCUGCAUCCAGCUAAUGCCAAGACAGUGGAAUGGGACUGGAAGCUGGUCACCUAUGUCAUGGAGGAAGAGGGACAGAAUCUGCCAGGGCGAGUCCUUUUUCUGCGUUACGUAGUACAGACGCUCGAAGAUGACUUCCAGCAGGUCUUGAGGAGGCAACGGCAGCACCUUCAGCAGUCCAUAGCAAGCACUGUGCUGUCCUGUGACAAGCAGCCUCAUAAUGUCAGAGAUGUGAUCAAGUGGCUGGUCAGAGCAGUAACCGAAUAUGGACUGACUCAGCCCACAAGUGGAAAUCAAACCUCGUCAGACACAAGAAUCUUGAAAACCAGCAGUAGCCAUGCUCAUGCCCAACCCAGCUUGACAAAGAACACCACGCAGCUGAUUGUCUGCCAGCUGCAGAGGAUGCUGUCCAUAGCCGUGGAGGUGGACAGAACCCCCACCUGCAGCUCCAAUAAGAUUGCGGAGAUGAUGUUUGGGUUUGUGCUGGACAUUCCUGAGAGGAGUCAGAGAGAGAUGUUCUUUACCACCAUGGAGAGCCACCUUCUGCGCUGCAAGGUGUUAGAGAUCAUCUUCCUCCACAGCUGCGAGACACCCACGCGCCUGCCCUUGUCUCUGGCGCAGGCCCUUUACUUCCUCAACCAUUCUACGUCCCUGCUCAAGUGCCAGUCGGACAAGACCCAGUGGCAGACUUGGGAUGAGCUGGUUGAGCAUCUGCAGUUUCUGUUGUCCAGUUACCAGCACGUGUUAAGAGAGCACUUACGAAGCUCAGUGAUUGACCGAAAAGACCUAAUCAUCAAAAGGAUUAAGGCCAAGCCCCAGCAAGGGGAUGACAUCACUGUGGUGGAUGUGGAGAAACAGAUUGAGGCCUUCCGCAGCCGCCUCAUCCAGAUCCUGGGGGAGCCCCUGGUCCCUCAGCUCCAAAACAAAGUGCACUUGUUGAAGCUCCUGCUCCUCUUUGCUGCAGACUUGAACCCUGAUGACGAGCCCUAA
Elephantulus edwardii (Cape elephant shrew) is the source of this 2943-nucleotide messenger RNA. RefSeq names its product SUMO-interacting motifs containing 1 (gene SIMC1). The record is from RefSeq and is a predicted model, not a curated record. NCBI's taxonomy places the organism in Eukaryota, Metazoa, Chordata, Mammalia, Macroscelidea, Macroscelididae. The transcript has 12 exons. The coding region runs from base 1 to 2943 and encodes 980 amino acids.